Effrenium voratum is the source of this 470-nucleotide messenger RNA. The record is from the annotation of a GenBank genome assembly. Lineage: Eukaryota; Dinophyceae; Suessiales; Symbiodiniaceae.
AGCCUCAAGCGAAAGGAGAGGUGUUAGGCACGCCCACCCGGCCAUGGGGGAGGUGACACUCACUGUGCAGACCUCCACUGGGGACGUGCUGUAUGGACCGCAGGUAGUGCAAGGCAGCGCCAAGGUCAAAGACCUUCUGGAGACCAUUCGGCCUGCGCCGCCAGAACACAGCUGGUCCUUCUUCUACGGCUCUGUGAAGGUGACGCCCGAGUCAGCACUCAGCGACUUCGGCGAGGCAUCUCUAGUACUCAACGCCUCUUACUCGACAGCGGCGGACAAACCGCCGCCAAAGGCUUCAUGAGCAGAUUGUUUAACCGGAGGCAGCACCGCAGUGCUUGCAUUCGAAUGUCAUCGAAGGCCCCUUUGGCGGCACAUAGGAGUGGUGUUUGAAUUCGGCUCAGGGCCACAUGUCGCGAGCCAUGAUGCCCAGGGCGGUCGAGCAUAGACUUCAUCCAAAGGAAGUGAAUCGC